This is a messenger RNA of Xenopus tropicalis (tropical clawed frog), 4245 nucleotides long. It is a transcript of the gene ap3b1, whose product is annotated as adaptor related protein complex 3 subunit beta 1. Gene Ontology annotation, biological process: vesicle-mediated transport; intracellular protein transport. The record is from RefSeq and is a predicted model, not a curated record. Gene Ontology annotation, cellular component: AP-3 adaptor complex; clathrin-coated vesicle membrane; membrane coat. The coding region runs from base 397 to 3687 and encodes 1096 amino acids. The transcript has 27 exons. Lineage: Eukaryota; Metazoa; Chordata; Amphibia; Anura; Pipidae.
AAGCACCGAGUGGCACUUUUUGACUGGUCAGACGCACGAGUUGUUUCCUUUUGCACAGCGAGCGUGACACAUGGGUUUGUGCAACUGCACCCGCGGGGCAUGUGACUAAGGGGCAGACACGCUGCAGUUCCCUCUUUCUAGCAUGAAGUUAUAGGAGAGCCCUACUGCUGCCGCCGAGGUUUCCUGAAGUCAGAAGGCUGGGACUAUGAGAACUGAAUGAUGUACGUGGCACGGUGCCAGCUGGGCCACUGUAAGACUGCCAGCGGCUGUUUUUGAAGGGAAAUGACCUUUUGAAAUUUUGAAGAAACUUGUUCUUUUCUGAAGGGAGUUGAUAUCCGGUUGUUGUUGGAGCACGGUGCCAGGGCUGAUGGUCACCUCUUAUGGCACUGCGGCACCAUGGAGCAGACCCUCAUGAAGUUAAUAGGUCCAGCGUCAGCUGUCAAAAGUGUUCUCACUGUAGCCGAUAACCUGCAGAUUAGUUUCAACGUAGAACCGACUGCUGAGGAGAUAGGACUGAACCAUGCAGAGCCGGACCUUUCCUCUGAGCAGCUCUGUGCAGGGAAUGAAGACUUAAAACAAAUGCUGGAAAGCAACAAAGAUUCCUCCAAGCUGGAAGCAAUGAAGAGAAUUGUUGGGAUGAUUUCAGAUGGAAAAAAUGCCUCGGAGUUAUUCCCGGCUGUUGUCAAAAAUGUUGCCAGCAAAAAUCUUGAGAUAAAGAAGCUGGUGUAUGUCUAUCUUGUACGCUAUGCAGAGGAACAGCAGGACUUGGCACUCUUGUCUAUUGCUACUUUUCAACGAGGUUUAAAAGAUCCCAACCAGCUGAUUCGUGCAAGUGCCCUGAGAGUUUUAUCAAGCAUUCGUGUCCCAAUUAUCGUUCCCAUAAUGAUGCUGGCAAUCAAAGAAGCAGCAGCAGACUUGUCCCCUUAUGUCAGAAAAACUGCAGCACAUGCGAUUCAGAAGCUUUAUAGUCUGGAUCCUGAACAAAAAGAUAUGCUGAUUGAAGUCAUUGAGAAACUUCUUAAAGACAAAAGUACGCUUGUUGCUGGGAGCGUUGUGAUGGCCUUUGAAGAGGUGUGCCCAGAUAGGAUUGAUUUAAUUCACAAGAACUAUAGGAAACUUUGCAACCUGCUGGUUGAUGUUGAGGAGUGGGGGCAGGUUGUAAUUAUCCACAUGUUGACCAGAUACGCCCGGAUGCAAUUUGUUAGCCCUUGGGUCGAGGAAGGAGAUUCAGGGGAGAUGACUACACAAAGUUUUUAUGAAUCCGAUGAAGAAAAAGAUGCUGAUACCAACCAAAAAAGGCCUUAUGUUAUGGAUCCCGACCAUAGACUUCUGUUAAGGAACACCAAACCUCUACUCCAAAGCAGAAAUGCCGCCGUGGUUAUGGCUGUAGCCCAGCUUUAUUGGCACUUAGCACCAAAGUCAGAAACCAGCACUGUUGCCAAAUCACUGAUCCGCCUACUCCGAAGCCACAGGGAGGUACAAUACAUUGUCCUUCAGAAUAUUGCAACUAUAUCUAUCCAGAGAAAGGGUUUGUUCGAACCAUAUUUAAAGAGUUUCUAUAUUAGGUCUACUGAUCCAACAAUGAUUAAAACACUAAAGCUUGAAAUCAUGACAAAUUUGGCAAAUGAAGCAAAUGUAUCUACCCUGCUACGAGAAUUUCAGACCUACGUUAGAAGCCAGGACAAGCAAUUUGCUGCAGCCACAAUUCAAGCAAUUGGAAGAUGUGCAACAAACAUUUCUGCUGUGACUGACACUUGUCUUAAUGGCCUGGUCCUCCUAUUGUCUAACAGAGAUGAUGUUGUAGUUGCAGAAAGUGUGGUUGUCAUUAAGAAACUCCUGCAGACUCAGACUUCGCACCAUAGUGACAUCAUCAGGCAUAUGGCCAAGCUCUUCGACAAGAUUACGGUCCCUAUGGCAAGAGCCAGCAUCCUGUGGCUUAUUGGGGAGUACUGUGAGCGGGUUCCUAAGAUUGCACCCGAUGUUCUGAGGAAGACGGCAAAGAGCUUUACUAAUGAGGAUGACCUUGUUAAACUGCAGAUCAUAAACUUGGCAGUAAAGCUCUUUUUAACCAACUCCAAGCAGACAAAAUUGCUCGCUCAGUACAUAUUAAAUCUCGGCAAAUACGAUCAGAAUUAUGAUAUAAGAGACCGUACACGCUUUGUAAAACAACUCAUCGUUCCCAACGAGAAGAGUGGAGCUUUAAGCAAAUACGCAAAAAAGAUAUUUUUGGCACAGAAACCUGCUCCGGUUCUUAAAUCCUCAUUUAAAGAUCGAGAACACUUUCAGCUUGGCACACUUUCACACUCUCUUAACACUAAGGCAUCUGGGUAUCUGGAGUUAUCAGACUGGCCUGAGAUUGCCCCUGACCCCUCUGUCCGUAAUGUUGAGCCCAGUGAGCCGGUUAAAAACAAGGCUACAAAACAGGAAAUGGCAAACACAGAGAAAUCUUCUGACAAAUUCUACUCUGAUUCAGAGGAGGGAGAAAAAGAAUCAGAAGAAAGCAGUGAAAAUGAAUCUGAAAGCGAAGAAGACAGUGAUAAUGAGAAGGAAAGCAGCAGCGAGCAGAGUGAUGCCAGUUCCUCAGCCGAAAGUGAGAGUGAAUCGGAUGAAAGCUCCUCAAAAGAACAGAAGAAUAGAAAGAAAGACAGUGAAGAUGAAAAGAAGGGGACUGGUACAAAAAGUGAAGACUCAAGCGUAUACUCUGAAGAUAGCUCAGAAUCAGCAUCUUCAGAAUCAAGUUCUGAAUCGGAGGAAGAAAGCGAAUCAGAACCGGAAACUUCCAAAAAAGUCACGAAUAGUAAGAAAACUGAAAACAAACCGGUAAAACAAAAGGAAAUCCCUAGAAAAAAUGAAGUGUCUCUGCUCGAUCUAGAUGAUUUUAAUAUGCCGGCAGCUGUUGCAAAACCCAGCAUACUUUCUCCCAGUUUACUAUCCGAUUUAGAAGGCUUGUCCCUCUCUUCCUCAUCUCCUGUAAUAAAUGUUUGCACGCCUUCCUUUGUCCCAUCGAAAACACAUGAACUCCUUCACAGAAUGAGUGGGAAGGGCCUAGCAGCUCAGUACCACUUCCCGCGGCAACAGUGCAUUUUUGGGGCUCAAAUGGUCACUGUGCAAAUUACAUUUAACAAUACUACAGACAAGAGAAUAGAAGAUAUUCACAUAGAAGAAAAAAAGAUGGCUGCUGGAGUGAAGAUGCACGCGUUCAAUCAAAUAGAUUAUCUGGAGCCAGAGGGAUCCAUUACUGUCUCAAUGGGUAUUGACUUUUGUGAUUCCACUCAGACUGCCAGUUUCCAGUUGUGUACAAAAGAAAACCAGUUUUCUGUUGGAAUUCAGCCUCCACCAGGGGAACUUCUGUUACCAGUGUCCUUGUCAGAGGCAGAUUUUAAGAAAGAACAAGGAAAACUGACAGGCAUGAAUGAAAGCUCAGCUACUAUUGCUGUAAACGCAGAAUAUUCCACUCCUCAGAUUAUAGGCCAAAGAUUUCUACAAGCUGCAAACCUUGGGGUCGUUGCCUCCGGCCAAAACAACAUUUACAGAUUUGCAGCUAAAACUGUGCACAGUGGGUCGCUGAUGCUGGUCACAGUGGAGCUGAAGGGAGGCUCGGCAGCACAGCUCAUCAUAAACACGGAGAAAACGGUGAUUGGCUCUGUUCUGCUGCGGGAGCUGAAGCCUGUCCUGUCCCAGGGGUAACCAGCUUACAUCUGGACUUCAGAGUCUGGCACAAAACAAAAGUGCUUGGCAUCUACUACCGCUGCCUUUCAUUUAUAAUAAUAGCUCUUCCAUCUGCCAGCAGUGGGGAGAAUACACUCUGGACAAUCUUGUCUCCUGCUUUAGAAUGUUAGUAUCUAUCAUGUAUGCAAGCGCUAGUCAUAGUUCUGCUUGCUAACCCAAAAUCAGAUGGUUCUCUGUCAGGUGUCUCUGCUAUUACACCAAUUUGCCGUUUGGAACAUUGCCUUCUCAUAGCAACCCUCUGUUUCAGUGGGGGUGGAAAAACUUAAAAUAUUCAGGCAAUAGAAACUCCAGCCUUCAGCUGGGGGAAAAGAUCCAAUUCACAUUCUGUAAACCCACAGCCCACAUGGCUUUCCAGUACUUGGGACUAAAAUGAAUGGCUUGGCAAAAGCCGGCUCGACGGCAUCCAGCUCUUCAUUCUUCUUUUUAAAAUGUCUGCACUUCUGAUGAUUAUAUUUGUUUGAAAUCAUUGUUCAGUGUUUUUGUUCAGGUAUUUCAAUAAAUUUCCUAUCAAACAGG